Messenger RNA from Merops nubicus (carmine bee-eater), 676 nucleotides. RefSeq names its product colorectal cancer associated 2 (gene POU2AF3). The annotation marks the transcript as partial. Gene Ontology annotation, cellular component: cytoplasm. Lineage: Eukaryota; Metazoa; Chordata; Aves; Coraciiformes; Meropidae. The record is from RefSeq and is a predicted model, not a curated record. The transcript is spliced from 3 exons. Gene Ontology annotation, molecular function: POU domain binding; DNA binding.
UGUUUUUCCACAUAUUCUUUCAGGCAAGCCCAAGGUGUAUCAAGGUGUUAGGGUAAAAAUCACAGUCAAGGAGUUGCUGCAGCAAAGAAGAGCACGGCAAGCAGCAACCGCACCUUUUGAUGCAGAACCCAUCUCUUCUGUUCCCAACUAUUGUCCAUCGUGGCAGUUUUCAAACUGCCUUUCCUGUGAAGAAAGCCCUGGCUAUUUGGAGCAGCUGGUAGACUCCUGCCUUCAGACAGAUGUGCCCUUAGACCCAGCCUUCAACACUUUCCAGACGUCCUCACACUACACCUCAGACGCCUUCCAGCCAGUCCCACUCUGCUUUAACCAGGGCCUGGCUGCUGGAUCCCCCAGCUCAGCUGAUGUGCCCAGCCCACUAAACCAUAGCUGCUCUCCUCCUCAGCUACCUCCUUUCACCCCACCGACCCACAGCCCACCUUCCACUCUGGACACCAAGACCUAUGGCCACCCUGCAGAGGAGUGGUCCUGCCACACCCCCUCCCCCUACGCCACCUCUGCUUGCUGCUGCUCAGCCUGUGGCUCCCAGAUUGUGGACAACAGGGUCCCCCAGUAUUUCUCCUGUCCCAGCACGGACUGCUUGGACUACCUACCACCCCUGGCUGCAGCUGAUGACUUCUUCAGGAGGGAUAGGAACUGUGACAUCUGCUAUAGCUAA